Brugia pahangi is the source of this 1641-nucleotide messenger RNA. The record is from the annotation of a GenBank genome assembly. Lineage: Eukaryota; Metazoa; Nematoda; Chromadorea; Rhabditida; Onchocercidae.
AUGGAGUGUGAUGUUGACAAGAAAUUGAACGAUGAAAAUGCAAGUAAUAAAACUGCAAUUAAUCCGGAAAAUGUUUCAUCGAAGAAUAGUAGUGAUGGAAAACGAAAGCGUAAGCGACCACGAACCAAAGCUCUUCGACGGACAAUUAGAGAAAAGAUUGAAAUAGCAUUAUGUACGAGUGAUUCGCCAAUUCAGGAUAUCCUAGAAACAGAUAUGGACUGUAUAGUAAGUGCACCGCUGUCAUCGAUAAUUAAAUUACUGAAGUUAGAUACGGAUGAAUAUCAAAAACUAAGUUGCAAAGCGCUUAUUAGUAUUGGGAAUUGCUCAAAAUUUUUUUCAAUUACUGGUGAUUCAACGGAUACUCUUCAACUUGUGCUCAAAAGCAAUGGUUUAGAUCACAGUUCUACCGUUGUUUAUGUUGACAAUUUGCCUCAUGGCUGUAAAGUGGAUUUACUGGAAAAAUGGGCGUCAGCAUUUGGGACUGUUGUGUUUGUGCAUCCAAUAAUGAAAAGAAAAAUAAAUCCGAACAAAGGUUCCUUGGCCAGUAAUUUAUCCACAUCAGCUGAAGUAUCUGCAUCUACUGCAUGUACCGGCGGAUUUUUUCAAAGUGCUUUCAUCAAAUUUUUGGAUGAACAAUCUCCAGUGGAUUUUGUGAAAUUUCAUCAGUUGUUGCGGAAGAAAGCUGGUAGUAGACGACGCAAAAAGCUGAAGUUAGAGAGGAAAAAAACAAUGGGAAGGAAUUCCGUUUCAAAGAUUAGGAAGAAGAAUAAGAUGCGAAAGAAGCAACCAAGAAAGAAAUCGAGAAAAAAGGUCGAUAGCAGUGCUAAAAGUCAGACACAAAAGGUCAAAAAUGGAGAAGAGACAGUAGAAACCGGAGCAACCUAUGCUGAAAAACCAGCAAUGGGUGUGGAUAAUUCUAGCGUUAUUGUAAGAGAUGAAGAUGGAAAUUGCAGUAGGCGGAAGAAACGAAAAAGGCGAUUAAGCUAUGGAGUGGAUGAUAUAUUAGUUAAAAAACCCAAAGCGAUUAUUGAUGAAAAAAAGAUUGGAAUAGAAGAUGCUAAAGCAAAUGGGUUUAAAAAUGCUGGUCUAAAAAAAGCUAUAAAAAGUGAUGUAGCUGAAGGUGAUCAUGAAAUUAAAGACAUUAAAAUGGAAGCUGCUCAUCGAUUCAUGAUUGUGAAGCAUAUAAAAAAAUUAAAAGUUAUAGUUACUGAUGAAUCAUCGGAAAAAACGUUCAGAGAUGUUGGAACCGAUGUUCCUGAAGAGUUUUUAUUGAGCGAAGUUGGUGCUGCUGCAAAAAAACGGAAACGUGUACAUCGGCAAAAACGACGCAGUGAUAAGUCAAAAAAUCGCAACCUACGUCCGAAGAAAUAUUUUCAUAAUAUACAAGCAUGUUCAUUGAACACAUUCCAGAAACUGCGUGCAAGAUAUCUGGAGUUGCAGAAACAACAAAUGAUUCAACUGAAAGCCAAUUUGAAAAAAAAAGGCAUACCAAGUAAAGUGUCAGGUUUGAGCAGAAAGGAAUGGAAAAGGAAACGUGGACGUUGUCGACUUAUGAUGCGCGCUGCAAAAUUGCGCGAAAAAUAUGCAGAUCUCUCUCAUUGCAUCCCCAAGGAGGAUAAGCUUGCAGUUGUCCAAAGUUAA